GCUUUCUCAUGCCUAAAUGUUGAUUUAAUAUUUGACAAACACGUUCAUUUCACAUGUUGGUGAACUUUGACGAUGUUUUCGUCGAUACUUGCAGUUUUUGGACGUACCGAACGUUCAUCGUCUCCCAAGCUCUUACGGCCACGUUUGAAUUCAGCUGCCUAAAAUUUCACUGUGGUAAAUGAUGCUGCAGGCUCCCCAUACACAGAAUUCAACACAUCUUAUUGCGUAUUGCCUUUCAAAAACAAAUAUUUAAUGACAUAUCGAUACUCGAUUUUGUCCACAUUCACAUCCACUCACCCAAACGAAUGUUACAUAACAACUGCACGUCCAAAAUGGCUGAAACCUUAGUGACUAACUGUCAACAGAUGAAGAACGAAGUUCGCUAGCUUUUAUUUACUUGUGCUGCCAUCUUCACGUCGAGGUCGGAAACUAUUCAGACAACCCUCGUAUAUCUAUUUGUUGGGGUACCAAAAACCAUUCUUCCUUGAACUGUCAAGCAUUAUUGCCAAGCAAGAUAUAAUUUUUAUUGAAGUGACAAUUUGUCUCAUAUAAAAGGAUAUACAUUACUAAUAGAGUUGUUGACACAAACCAGCUUAACGAAAUCAAAAGGGUAGUUUGUAAAUAGAAACUUUUCACAUAAGUAAUUGAUUAGACCAAAGACUAAAUAAAUAAUUUCUAUACAUGUCAUUUUUUCCGAAUAACUCAUAAUUUACUUAAAUGCCUUUAGGGAGUCUCCUGAAAGAUCUAACCGUAUAUUCGAUGAUAAGAAACAGUUUACCAUAGAAUAGUUGUUUAGAUGGAGGAUUUGCUAAAGGUAUCGUUUAUAUACAUAAGUGAAUUGGGGAGAUUGUUAUUGUUUCCUGACAGAGUUAUGAGAGUUGAGGAUCGAGCAGCAAAUAUAUGUACCAUUUUUGUCAGCAAAAAACUUGCCGAUUUUCUCAGUGAAAGUCAAAAUUCCCGACAGCCGCCACCUCAUGGUACAUUGCUGUUUGAUCCUCGCUCCGGUAAGGAAAAGCAUGACUGUAUGUGUAUCGAAGUUUUUACAAAAUAUUCGUCGUACAGAUGAUUGGUUUCUGUUUCGUAGAUUUGGAAAUGGAUGUGGAUUAGUUUGAGUGGUAUAUUAAAUUACUUUUAAUUUUUUGAAGUCCUUUUGAAUUGGUUAUAAUGGUAACCUAGGUACUUCUGUGAUCGCAAGAACUCCUAAUUUUAGUUAAAUAUGUUGUUGCCUUAUUUAAUAUUCAUGACUAGAGUGGCCUAAAUAAUGUUAUUGGUGCAGUAUGUUUUAGGAUACUGAAACAAUAAGAUUAUAAUAUGACAAAUAUCAUAGAUUCAAUAACAAUUAUCAGUAGCAUUGUAGAAUAAUAUUGUUCGAAUGAAUGUCGAUCUAUUAUCCACCUAAGUUCAAAGCUCAUAUUUCUUUACAAGGAUAAUUAAUCUUAUAGCUGUAGAUGGGGCCUAUGAUUAAUGCUUUAUUAACAAUAAUUUAUAUUUCUAUUUGCUGUGAAUCCGCAGGAAAUUGUUCCAAAAGUCAUGCUUCCAUAUCUAUAAAACAGGAAACUUGCUUCCACUUUUGUCUCCACCAUGGCGAGAACAAUUCUAAAUGCUCAUUUAGGGAGAAGAAAAAAUCGCAUUAAGACACAUAUGAACAUAGUCCAAGUCGCAUGUAGUAUGCAAGUGUAUAUACAAGGGUGUAUGGUAUAAUAUAUAUGGUUACCUAAACAAAAAGAACGACAUUGUUACUGGAUAAUGUUUCCUUUCAGAGGUUUCUCGAUAGGAAUCUUCUAAUGCACUAUUUUCAAGUGUCUCUUAUUCCUUGUUAUCUUAGUAAAUGGUAAAUACUCGAUAAAUAGAUAUACAGGGUGAUUCAGAAAACAGUGGCAAUAUUUCUCGGCCAUAAAUUACUUGGAAAAAUAACACGAAAAGUGCAUAUAAACAUGAAUCCUGAAAUACCCCCUUAACGGAAUACAGGGUAUCGAAGAUAUUCCGAUAUUGCCUUAACAUUUAAUAGUAUAGGAGCAAAACCCAUACAUAAAAAAUUAUCG
Messenger RNA from Acanthoscelides obtectus, 2042 nucleotides. The record is from the annotation of a GenBank genome assembly. NCBI's taxonomy places the organism in Eukaryota, Metazoa, Arthropoda, Insecta, Coleoptera, Chrysomelidae.